GCAGCAAAUUCUUAUUUAAAUAAUGCUAUAUAUGUAUGAAGAGCAAAGUGUUCAGAGGAGCUCGGUGUCUACAUUAUCAUCGGUCGUUGAGCUAUGACGCCAACCCAGCUCGUAUAAAAAGACACAACGCACUUCUAAAUUUUGAUUAGAUACUCGUACACUCAGUGCGGUCGCAGAUCGAGAGCAACAAAACAAUAUGGAUGCACCAGAGUGGUUGACUGAGAAUUAUAUGCUGGAAGCAUUACGCGUCCAUCACGAAGACCCCGGUCUUCAGCUACAUUCUAUGCAUGUGCAGCCGGCAAUGGCAAGGGGCGAAAACUACGGUGGCGUACUGACUCGCAUCAGAGCACAGUACCUACUCAACAACAGUAAGCAGAGACUAGAAAGGAGCUUUAUCGUGAAGACAUCUUUCGAGGAGGAUCCCAUUGCCAGCGCCAUAAUGGCGCCCUAUGACAUCUUUAAUCGUGAAAUGCGUAUUUACGAGGAGGUGUUGCCUAAACUAAACAGAUUGCUUCGCGAGAUCGACGAUACGGACCAACUCUUUGCAACGGCCAUACAUGUGGACUACAAACGCCAAUUGCUGAUUUUCGAGGACCUUAGUGAGCGGGGCUACGUGAUGGCCAGUCGCUUGCAAGGCCUCGACAUCACCCAUGUCAAGUUGAUCUUGCGUAAGCUCGCCAAAAUGCAUGCCACGUCGGCAGUACUCAAUGAGCGGCAGAACGGCUGUCUGGAAACGUACGAUCGCGGCUUCUUCAACCGUUACACAGACAACUACAGUCCGUAUUUCGUCGGAUCUCUGCUUGCAUGUGCCGAGUACAUUCUGAAGAAUAUGCCCGACCGUGCGUACUACGGCCAUAAAUUGAACGCGCUAGCGCCCCACUAUAUGGAAAUUGGUAAACGCUGUUUCGCGCCAACUGCGGGACAUAUUAAUGUAUUGGCACAUGGCGACCUCUGGGUCAACAAUGUCAUGUUCAAAUAUGAUCCGAGGACAAGCGAGCCCGUCGAUGUGCUUCUCAUCGACUUUCAAUACACUUUCUGGGGCUCACCGACGCUGGAUCUGCAUCACCUUUUCAACACCUCACUGCAGGAGCCACUACGACUACAUAAACAGGAUGUGCUGUUCCAGUAUUACCAUGGUAUUUUUAGUGAUGUCCUGCAGAGGCUGAACUAUAGUACACAUCCAGUGCCCUCGUUGAACCUCUUCCGGCAGCAGGUGGAGCAGAAACGAUUUUUCGCAUUCCAUUCUUCCUGUGUCGUACAGCCGGUAAUGAUCAGUGAAGACACAAAGGAUGCCGAUUUUAAUUCGCUGAUGGGCGAGGACGAGCGUGCACUGAAGUUCAAAUAUAAUGCCUACUGCAACAAACAGGUGCAUAAGAAUCUCAUAAAUUUGCUGCCAUUGUUCGACCGACGAGGACUUUUGGAGGCAAAUCAGGCGGAUUGAUCAGGAUGCGGUGGGGUGGUCCGAUUUUUGUUUAAUGGAGUCCCAUCAAAAAUGGAACACAUGACAGGCUUUACGUUUAUAUGUCAAUUUUCAAAGAAAUGCAAUAUGUAGUAAUUUUUCAAAUUUAUUUCGGACUGGUCCACUGCCAGAUUUUAAAUAAGCAUUUAUAAAUAUCUAACGGAACAAGUUGUUAGCGAAAUUAAAAAAAAAAGAAAAAAAUUAUAAUUUUGAAUUUAUCAGAGAUUAUGACUUUUACCAGGAUAACACAGGAUAACAAUACUCAAACGAAACACUAAGUUGUUUUGUCAGAAGUUCACUGAUACAUAGUAUGUCUGUAUAGUAUGCGUGUAUGUAUGUAUGUAUCUUUGUGCAAAGGUAAAAAUGCGAGUUCGCUUUUGUUAAUUUGUCCAUUCAGAAAUAUGGGUGUAUGUCUUUAGGGCAGCUGUAAAUUUUUGGAUUUAUUUG
Messenger RNA from Rhagoletis pomonella (apple maggot), 1906 nucleotides. RefSeq lists its product as uncharacterized. The transcript is spliced from 2 exons. The record is from RefSeq and is a predicted model, not a curated record. Bases 197 to 1441 code for a protein of 414 amino acids. Lineage: Eukaryota; Metazoa; Arthropoda; Insecta; Diptera; Tephritidae.